AUGGCUUUGAGGUGGAACAGCAAGAGGCGCUCAAAUGCCUUCAUCACCACAGAGGCCAACGAUGCCUCGGACUACUUCCCCGUCUGGGGAACUUGUCUGGGCUUCGAGCAGCUGACUGUCUUAACAGCGAAGAAGCACCUGCUCACGCUCACUGACACCCACGCUGUGGCUCUGCCGCUCAACUUCACACGAAGAGCCCGUUCCAGCCGUCUCUUUCGGAGUUUCCCCAAAGAUGUGCUGAGGUCUAUGACCGAGGAAAACAUCACGGCCAACUUCCACAAGUGGAGUCUGUCCACCAAGAACUUCAGCGCGAAUCCCACGCUGAAGAAGUUUUACAAGGUCCUGUCGACGAACCACGAUGGGAAACAAGAAUUCAUCUCAACCAUGGAAGCCUACCGGUAUCCAAUUUAUGGAGUUCUGUGGCAUCCGGAGAAAAACCCCUUUGAGUGGGUGGACAAACCGGGGAUGAUUCACUCCACCGCUGCAACAAGAGUCGCCUUCUACUCUGCCAGCUUCUUCGUCUCUGAAGCCAUGAAGAACAACCACAGUUUCCCGAGUCGGGAGGAGGAGGAGAGAGCGCUCAUCUACAACUUCUGUCCUGUCUUCAAAGGCAUGGACUCCGUCUUUGUUCAGAGCUACUACUUUGAUUGAUGGAGGUGAGGAGCCCGUCACUGGGGGAACAUCUUCAACCUGAUGGAGUCACCGACCGUAAAGACCUCCAAUGGAACAGCGACAGUUCUGUAAUAUGUGAAUGCAGUGGUAAAUAAUAGUAGCAGAAAAGUGAAAUAAAAGUGUAAUGUUCGAAAAAUAACAUUAUUAACAUAACAUACAUCCAUAAGACUCCGGAUACUGUGAUUAAAAAAGUAAAACUAUUCAUGAGAGGGAGUCAGGAGAGACUGAAUGAGUCUUGUGCAAAAGAAAGAUUUGAGCAAUUUAAUUAAAGUAUAAAUCGUUAUGUGGUGAUCGGUGAUGAUAUCGUGAUCACAUACCAAUCACCAAGAAACUUGAGGUCGUCCAGGGUUCACAGUGUUAAGGCCGAAUUAUAGUCGGGUUGCACGCAUCCACGCAAGACACGCAACACGCCCCUCUCGUGCCCUCUGGCGGCUUGCAUGCGUCCGGCAAUUUUUCUAACUACACGACAA
Molecule: messenger RNA, 1142 nt
Organism: Pleuronectes platessa (European plaice)
Lineage: Eukaryota; Metazoa; Chordata; Actinopteri; Pleuronectiformes; Pleuronectidae
Product: gamma-glutamyl hydrolase-like
Exons: 6
Coding region: 1-651 (216 amino acids)
Biological process (GO): tetrahydrofolylpolyglutamate metabolic process
Cellular component (GO): vacuole
Molecular function (GO): gamma-glutamyl-peptidase activity
Source: RefSeq, a predicted model, not a curated record